CGCAAAGCGAUCAGUUGCUCAACGCGCUUACCUGUCGAUAGACGUGUUUUCCCCGAAAAAGGAAAAGCCGCGUGCUCGGUCUCGCUCGCUCAAUCUGCGUGUGUGUGUGUUCUGUGAGUGUCUGCUGUUUACGAGCAUGUAAAUGAGUGUGAGUGUAUAUUCAAUUAAUUACAAAGUCGGGGAAGAAGCAGCUAUGUGAAUUGAAUGAAAGAAAGCCAUUUAAAAAGUAUGCAAAAAAGUUGCCUGAUAUGAAAGGCAGGGUGAAAGAAGUUGAAGCAGCAGCGGCAGUGUAAAUGGUGAUUAAUUCACUUUAAGGUGCAAUUAAACGGCAGCAAAAUAAGCAACAACAAUACAGCAGCGACAACAGCAACAACAGCAGGCGAAGCAGCAACAACAGCAGCUACAACAACAGCAAAAGCAGCGCAAGGUGCAGACAAGAUUGGAUGAAUCUCUAACGUCAUGGUAUGAAGGAGCCGACGAACACUUUGGAUGAAAUUGUGCCCAGCAGGCUGACGUCAGCCGAACUGAGGGCGAUGGCAUUGAGACAGCAGCAGCAAAUCGACAGCCAGCACCAGCUGCUGGCCACCAAGGAGCAGCGCCUGCGCUUCCUCAAGUCGCAGGAGGUGCGCAGCGCAGUGGCCAGCGCGGAGGGCGAGCGGCUCCGACGGCUGAGGGAGCGGGUGGAGGCACAGGAGUCCAAGCUGCGCCGCCUGCGAGCGCUGCGGGGUCAAGUGGAUUUGCAGAAGACCUACAAUGUCACACUGAGCAAUGACUUGGACUCGAUUCGAGCGCUGUUUAGCGAGAAGGAGAAGGAGCUCAGUUUGGCAGUGGCCAAGGUGGAGGCAUUGACGCGGCAACUGGAGGAGCUGCGACGUGACCGACGAUGUCCUGUGAAUAUCCUGGCAGCAGCUGGCAACGGAGUUGGUCAGCCGCUUCCUCCUCAGGCAUCCCGCGAACUGGAGAAGCUGCGUCGCGAACUGAUGUACCGCAAUCAGUUGUCGCUUCAGCAGGAUGCACGCCUGCACAUGCAACGUGAGGCACUGCAGCAAAGGCAGGCGGAGCUGCGGUCGGUGGACCAGCGCAUCUACGAGCUGCAGACGCGCCUGCAGCGCAAAAAGCAGGCCAACACCCAUCACCAGCAACAACAGCAGCAGCAGCAGCAGCAGCAUCAGCACCAACAACAUCAGCAGCAGCAGCAACAACAGUCAACAGUGCAACAGCAACAGCAGCAGCAGCAGCAACUCCAUGUGCAGUCUGCACAAUUGCUGGCGGCAGCAGCAGCAGCAACUGCCCAGCAGCAACAACAGCAACAGCAGCAGCAACACCAACAACAGCAGCAGCAACAGCAAACUGCCAGCAAUCUGGGCAAACAUGGUGGGGUGGCCGCCCUGAAGCAGCAACUGCUGCAAAAGCAGGUCAAUCAACUGGCAGCUGCUGCAGCCGCCGCCGCCGCUGGACGAGCCCGGGGCAAUGUGGCAGCCGUGGAACCCUUCAUCCACACGCCUCAGAAGUCCACCAUCACGAGCACGGCCAGCUAUCUGAGUGGCGGCAUGAAGCAUGCAGCGGCCACGGCCAAUACCAACCAGCAGAACCAGCUCAUACAGGACUUGACGCACGUCAAACUGGGACAAAACAGUGGUUUCUUUGCCGGCUCCGUGCCCGUGCCCGUGGCCAGUUCCAGCUGCGAAAGCGAUGAAUCCAAGUUGGCCAAGAAGCUGCUGGCGGCUCCUGCCAAAACGGAGGCUGAAAUGCGCAAGCAGGCGCAAACGGAGGCCAUGGACAGUACCACGCAUAUCUACGCGGAAGUGGGACCCAAGAAACGAGAUCGAGAAGCAGCAGCGGCGGCAGCAGCAGCAGCAGCGACAGCAGCAGCUCAGGCAGCAGCAGAGGCAGCAAAUCAGGCCGCAACUGCAGCAGCAUCCACCACAUCUCCACCCGCCUCCGCAAAUGCCAGCAAGAUUCCCAAAAGCACCUCCUCCAACAGCAGCAGCAGUUCGGCCUCGGCACUGAUAAGCAAACUCAACCAGCAGGCGACGGCGAAGGAGAGCCAGGAUCAGCAGCAAUCCCAGGCCAAGAAGAACGAGAUUUCGGUGACCAGCGAAACCCUAUCCGAGCGCAACACCCAGCAACAACUUACCGUGCACAGCAUGCCUCUGGGGGCCAUAAGUAAAUCAGUGGCCCUCGCCGUUUCCAAUGCCUCCAAGCCGCUGCAGGUGCAGGUGAGCAACCUGGCCGUGCCGCCACGCAAGCCCAUCAGCAGUGUGGCGCCCACCUCGGUGUCCAGCGGCAGCUCCAUACCCAAAAUGAUCACCUACAGCCCCAAGGUGAAUCGCGUGGCGCCCAAUGUGGUGGUGAUGACGGAUCCCCGACCAGCCCUGCCGCCCAAGCCCAGCAAGAUGUCGCCCACAGAGCAGCCAUCGCCCGUGGAGGCCAAUGCGGCAGGAUCCACAGGUGGAGCAGGAAGCGGAGGAGCAUCGGCAUCGACUGCAAACAAGACGCAAACGGCGACCUUUGGGCUGCAGUCCCUGAACAUCAACGACAAUUUGCCCAUCAAGGCGAAGCCACUGACCAUCCGCAAGCAGCCGCUGUUCGAGCAACCUCGCCUUAAGUCCAGCCAAGCCAGUUCCAAUGGCCAACAAAAGCCGCCUCUGCUGCAGUUGCAAAACCAGCGGAAAUCCGAGCCUUCGCUUAGGCAGCCAACGGAGAACGGGAUGCCGGACACAUCCCCGCAACAUUCGCCAAGCAGUGAGUCCAGCGCGGAUGAAACGGAUCGAAUGGUGGCCCCCAGUAUCACGAGCAGUCAACAGGAGACAUCAACAUCCGCAUCAGCCACGACGACAACCGCGACAACCAGCAACAUCAAGGAGCGAACGGGAAACGGCAAACCCAAGCUGGGUAGAAGGGUGAGCUUUGAUCCACUGGCCCUGCUGCUGGACGCCAGUCUGGAAGGCGAACUGGAACUGGUCAAGAAGACGGCCAUGCAAGUGGCCAAUCCCAGUGCCGCCAACGAUGAGGGGAUUACAGCGCUCCACAAUGCCAUCUGUGCCGGCCACUUUGACAUUGUCAAAUUCCUUGUUGAGUUUGGCUGCGAUGUGAAUGCCCAGGACUCGGAUGGCUGGACGCCAUUGCAUUGUGCCGCCAGCUGCAACAAUCUAUCCAUGGUGAAGUUCCUGGUGGAGAGUGGCGCCUGCCUGUUUGCCUCCACACUGUCGGAUCACGAGACGCCGGCGGAAAAGUGCGAGGAGGAUGAGGAAGGAUUCGAUGGCUGCUCCGAGUACUUAUACAGCAUUCAGGAGAAGCUGGGCAUCCUGCACAGUGGCGACGUCUACGCCGUGUUCUCCUACGAGGCCCAGAACGGAGACGAGCUCUCCUUCCACGUCAACGAGCCACUGAUCGUGCUGCGCAAGGGCGACGAUGCCGAGAACGAGUGGUGGUGGGCACGGAAUGCCGCCGGCGAGGAGGGCUACGUGCCCCGCAAUCUCCUGGGGCUGUAUCCGCGUGUGCCGCCGCAUUCGCCGCACUUCAGCGAUUAGCAGUUAAUACGAUUCACCAUACUGAAGCGCAAGGCCGGCCGACUCAUCCAGAAGCGCUAUAUAUCCAAGUAUAUCUAGGGACCGAGGCAUCUAGACGAUACCCAUUCUGGGCACGUACCACCGCCACCGCAGGAGUCAUCGGGGAAUUAUUUAUCACGGCCCCAUGUUUCUUUAUGUUUACUUUUUGUUUGGGAAAAGCAACACAAAAGGACGACGAGGGAGGAUGGAGGAGGGAGGAGCAGAACGAGGCUCACCAUAUGCUCAUCCAUAUGGAAUGGAACCGACUGCAGCAGCAGCAGCAGCAGCAGCAGGAGCAGCAGCUUCCGCCUGAGUCAUUUAUCCCGACGACUGCCCUCAAUUAGCCAGGCUUUCGCACAAAGUUCAGCACACCCACACACAUAUCAGCCACACAUAUCAGCCACACAACACCACCAUACCACCAUACCACUAUACCACCAUGCCACCCACGAGCAUAUCGCCCACCACCCCCUGCAUACGUACAACCGCAAAUUGAAUUUCACUUAAGCUCCUUAGCUUUAAGGCCUAGACUAAUAACUCAUAUCAGCCGCCUGCUCGCCACAAAAACUUCACCUUCAAGUCUCUGCAGAAAAAGUUCUCAUUGCUAAAGUGGAAAAUGAAAAAUGGAAAAUUAGAAAUUUUAUAUUCCUCAAAGGCUGCACGCACACACAGCAUGUUUGAUCAACGGAUAGCUGAAGGAGCAGGAGUUUGUUAAUUGCAUAUAUCAAGUUAGUACUUAAACUUUAAUUGAACUCGAACAAGUUCUCGCUAAUCGUCGAAAGGCAACAUUUUAGCACUUAUGCAUAACAAAACUCGCACACACACACAAGAAGUGAAUACAUAACGAAUCGAAUGUGAUUUUUGUAUAAAGACGCGACGAUAAUUUAAACAAUUUAUAUCGAAUAUGGAAAUGUAAAUUACAUUAGGCGGAAGAUUCGUUGACAAGUAAUCACAUUAUAGGCUAAACGUUAUAAUUUAACCUAAUCUAAUUACACUUAAUAAACCGAUUGCUUAAUACUUAGCGUUUAAGGACCAAAACACAUGGAAAUGCAAAUACGUUUGAAAGAUGAAAAUAAAAACGAUUAAGAAAGCUUA
Drosophila santomea is the source of this 4646-nucleotide messenger RNA. It is a transcript of the gene ASPP, whose product is annotated as apoptosis-stimulating of p53 protein 1. Gene Ontology annotation, cellular component: nucleus. Lineage: Eukaryota; Metazoa; Arthropoda; Insecta; Diptera; Drosophilidae. Bases 465 to 3533 code for a protein of 1022 amino acids. The transcript is spliced from 8 exons. Gene Ontology annotation, molecular function: p53 binding. The record is from RefSeq and is a predicted model, not a curated record. Gene Ontology annotation, biological process: regulation of apoptotic process.